Messenger RNA from Solanum stenotomum, 598 nucleotides. RefSeq names its product sm-like protein LSM3A. NCBI's taxonomy places the organism in Eukaryota, Viridiplantae, Streptophyta, Magnoliopsida, Solanales, Solanaceae. Bases 80 to 373 code for a protein of 97 amino acids. Gene Ontology annotation, cellular component: precatalytic spliceosome; U4/U6 x U5 tri-snRNP complex; Lsm1-7-Pat1 complex. The transcript is spliced from 3 exons. Gene Ontology annotation, molecular function: RNA binding. The record is from RefSeq and is a predicted model, not a curated record. Gene Ontology annotation, biological process: mRNA splicing, via spliceosome; P-body assembly.
AAUUAGGGAAAAGAGCCCUAAAAUAUACAAUCAAAUAAUCGCAUUUGAAAUUUACACAGAAAGAGAGAGAGAAAGCGCCAUGGGAAGUGAAGAGGAGAGCACAGUGAAGGAGCCAUUGGAUCUCAUAAGGCUUAGUCUUGACGAGAGAAUCUACGUUAAGCUCCGCUCCGACAGAGAACUCCGUGGCAAACUUCAUGCUUAUGAUCAGCAUCUUAAUAUGAUUCUAGGUGAUGUUGAAGAAAUUGUGACCACAGUUGAGAUUGAUGAUGAAACAUAUGAAGAGAUAGUUCGGGCAACGAGACGGACCAUCCCGUUCCUAUUUGUUCGUGGAGAUGGUGUCAUUCUGGUGUCUCCUCCACUCCGGACAACUUGAUAAGGAGAGGCAUAGUCGUGUAUGAAAUCUGCAAGCACGCUACAUUUGGUUGACUCGACUAUUGUGUGGGGGGAAGGGUGGUCUGUGAUUUUGUGUAGUACAUUUGUUUUUCAAAGCACACAUGAUUACAACGUUGAAAUCCUUGUGUCCUUUCUGGCCUUCGAUAUUUGUAAACUGUGCUUUAUAUGUUUACCUAAUUGAAUAGGGCCUCUGAUGAAACAACUU